Molecule: messenger RNA, 1322 nt
Organism: Rhagoletis zephyria (snowberry fruit fly)
Lineage: Eukaryota; Metazoa; Arthropoda; Insecta; Diptera; Tephritidae
Source: RefSeq, a predicted model, not a curated record
GACCUCCGGUUGGAGUUGGCGUCACCAUGAGCAUCAUCUCCAUCGCCUCUGUCUCUGAGGUAAACAUGGACUUCACCUGCGACAUGUACUUUCGACAGAGCUGGAAAGACCCUCGGCUGCACUUUAAGCCUCGUGCAGGCAUCAGUGCACUGUUUGUCGGCGCCGAAGUGGCCAACUACAUCUGGAAUCCGGACACCUUCUUUGGCAAUGAAAAAGCGGCUCAGUUUCACGAGGUGACCACCAAUAACACCUUCAUUCGCAUUAAGGCCAAUGGCGAAGUGUUUCGCUCCACUCGACUCACCGUCACUUCUAGUUGCCCGAUGAACUUAAGAUACUUUCCCAUGGACAGACAGGAGUGCACCAUUGAAAUUGAGAGUUAUGGGUACGACGUGAAGGACAUCAUCUACAACUGGGGAAUCGACGGAAAGGCAGGUGUCAGCGUCUCGUCCAGUGUCACACUGCCGCAGUUUAGUGUUAAGCGGUACCACAACAGAUCCAUCAUUCAGUAUGAAGCCUCUGGCAACUACUCGCGACUGAUUUGUGAAGUCGAACUCGUCCGUUCCUUGGGCUACUACCUUAUACAGAUUUACAUCCCUUCCAGUCUAAUCGUCAUCAUCAGCUGGGUGUCUUUUUGGCUGCAUCGAAACGCUUCCCCUGCAAGAGUUGCCCUAGGUGUGACCACUGUGCUGACGAUGACCACUCUCAUGUCAUCUACCAACGCUGCGCUGCCAAAGAUUUCUUACGUCAAGUCGAUAGACGUCUUCCUGGGCACCUGUUUCGUCAUGGUUUUCGCCGCCCUUCUUGAGUAUGCCACCGUUGGCUACCUCGGCAAGAGGAUAGCCUUGAGAGCGGCCAAAGCGGCUCAACUUAAUAAGACGAUCAAUGCAAGGGCUGCAGCGGCGGCGGCUGCGGCAGCCUCUGCAUCCGCCACUGCUCUGCCACCUGAUCUGCAGCAGGCGAACCGAGUGCAGCCUAGGCCCUCCUGCUGCUCCAGUGAGCCACUGCUCGGACUGCAUCACCACCAACACCAUCAACAGCAUCACCUUCAGCAGCAGCAGCAGCAGCAGCCUGGACGGCCAGUGGUGGUGGACCGAGUAGCGGAGGCCACCACCGCUGUACAGCAGCAGUCAUCAGCGCCCAGUCGAAGUGCCGACAAUGUGCCGUUGAUUCCCAACUCCAACACCUUGUUCGGUGUUUGUCCUGGUGACAUUGACAAGUAUUCCCGUGUCGUCUUUCCCGUCUGCUUUCUCUGCUUCAAUCUCAUGUACUGGACGGUGUACCUUCACAUUUCUAAUUUCUUAGAGCUUGAUAUAUCACAGUGA